AUGGCGAAUUCCAGGAGGCAGAUGGAAGAGAUAAGAGUCCUUCUGCCAUCCCACGACAAGGCCUUAGCUUACAGUAAACUCUUGCACUUUCAAGAAAUCGCAGCCGUCGAUUCUUCUGCCAUGGCGAUACUCGCCGAUUCGUGCCGCGCCAUUCUUUCCUCCAUUGUGUUCGACAUUGCUAACAUUGACGAGGAAAUAGCUGCUCAAGCGUUGAAGUGUUUGGGUUUCAUGAUCUACCAUCCAAACAUCGUGGCUUCUAUUGGAGGUGAUGAUGCUGAUGUAAUAAUCAAGUCACUUGUAAAUGUCAUUUCAGUAACAAGAAUAAAGUCUGUUUGUAAUUUAGGGGUGUGGUGUAUAUCAAUCCAACAGUUCAGUCCAUCCUUGUUGGACCAUCACUUUCAGCCUUUAAUUAGUGCAGUUACUCACGCCCUUGACAACCCUAUUGGUUCUCUUUCAAUAACAUUUGAGGCAAUGCAGGCUGUGGUCAAGUUAGCUUGUUCAUUAACUGAGCAGAUGAAAGACACGUCAAGUUUAUGGGCUCCCCCAAUUUACAGAAGGCUUGUCAGUAUGAACAAAAUGGACAGAGAUAUGUCUGAGAGAUGCUUGCUGAAGAUUGUGCCCUUAAUAUGUCCUCCACCAGUUAGUCUAUCCAAGGCAAUCGCUGUGGAUAUGAAGAAAUAUUUGACCUUAGCUGUGAAGGAGCUAUUGGACCAAGGCAUGAAGAUUCAGAGCCUUCAAGCAUGGAGGUGGUUUAUUCGUUUGCUUGGACCAUAUGGAAUUAAGAAUAAGCAUUUGAUAAAUGAGAUGCUAAAGAUUUUGGAACAGACAUUCUCGGACUUUAACUAUCAAGUUCAGAUCGCAUCAUUGGUUGCCUGGGAAGGUCUUAUCGAUGCUUUAAUUGAGCCUGCAUUUCUAGCUGGCCUCACCAACUCUGCUGUAGAAGAUCAUGUCCAAGUGCUUAAUACUUCUGAAUGUAACAACACUACAAUAAAGGAAGACAGAUACUUGAAAAUAAUUAAGCUUAUCAUGGCACCAGUCAUAAGAAUAAUGUCGAGUAAGUGUGAUGUGUCCCUCCGUGCUGCCUGCUUGAGCACGUGGUCUUACCUACUGCAUAAACUCGAAGCUUCUGCUAACAGUCAAUUAGUGAUAAAAUCUGUUUGGGAGCCUGUUGUGAAAGUGGUCUUUCAAUUGGGACCAGAGAACAAGAACAUCAGUUUGUGGAAUUUCUGUUUAGAUCUCCUCGAUACUCUGAUAUUGGGUGAAAACCAGGGAAACUUUCCAGACUUGUACCACAAGGAAAAACACGAGGCAUCUCUUAAAAACUCUAUAGGUGAUCAUUCGGUAUCUUGGAAUGGCCCUCUGAAACAUUAUCCUAUAAGCUGUUCCCGUUGGAAUCUAUCUCAGCUGGACUUCUUUAUUAAAAUGAUAGAAAAUCUAGUGAAUCGAAAUUCAGAACCAUUUGUUGCAACUGAAUCUGCAAGACUGGAAACUGAUGCUGCCUUGAGGUUGUUUGGUUCUCUUCUUGAAACGGUUCGAAAGGCCUUCCGAUGUGUCUCCAUAAGUUAUAAUGAGGUUAUUCGUUGUUUGGAUACAGUAUUUGGAUUCCUGGAGAGAAUAUGCAUUCUUUCGGACAAUGAGAGAAGCUAUUAUGGUCCUCACACUUGCUUUAUGUUUCUGAAAGUGGUGUCUGAAAAGUUAGAACCUUCCAUUUUGGAAUCUCCUCUCUAUAAAGUGGGCUUAGAAAUAAAGUGCAGCAAAAAGUUAAAACAUGCUACUGAGAUUAAAUGUGCAAAAGUGCCACAUAUCUGCUUAAUGGAUUUCGAGAAUAAGGUUCUUCCGGCCGUGUACGUGGGUACGUUCUAUUUCUUUCUAGUUGCAAACUCAAAUCUGGAGACACCUGAUAAUGGCUCCUUAUUGGAGCAGAUGGAAGGUUACUUCAGAACUUUGUUAUCUUCAUGUGACACUUGGGAGGUUCUGUGCACAUUUACGUAUUUGUUGUACAAAAACGCCACAUUUAUCAGCUUAAGCAUUUGGAGAGUUUUGGUAAACUGUCUUAAAGAAUGCUUAAACAGCAACAAUUACUGUUUUGUGGCAGACAGCACUAGUUCUUCAGUUGUGUUGCAUCUUCUGUCAUAUCCUUUUGCUUUGUGGUCAUGGUACCCAAUCAAACUCAAGUCUCACAUUGUAAUUGAAGCAUGGACCUCUCUUUAUGUGUCUGUUAACCAAGCUUCUCAAUCUCAUAAGGAUGCUGAGAGUUUUUCUGGAGAUCUUUGUGCAAUACUCAAUGAACACAUUUGCCAAAUUGCAUUAGAAUUUGGCACGGGAACCGAUGUUCAACUGGAAGAAGAGAACUGUUGUGGUGGGUUUUCACUGCUGUGUGGGGAUGUUAUCACCUGUGUCUUAAAGGAAUUGGCGCUGUCCUUCAGCUCAAAAAUGAGACAUUGUGUAGAUUGUAAUGGCAGAAAGCCCGUCGUGGUGAACAGUAUGAAUAUAGCAGCUUGGUUCAUGAAGCUGUUCCGGACGUGUAAACGAAAAAAGGACCCAUCCCAUCUCUCCCAGGCAUCAAGGUUAUUUUUGUCGGCAUUGGUUAGAUUCACUGGAUGCCUUAAUGAGAAGGAUGAUGUUCUUACAUUUGUUGAGAUGAUAUCAAGUCCAUUGCUCCACUGGAUAUCAGAAACUGAUCACCUUGAUGAGACUGCAAAUAAUCAGCUUCAGCUAUUAUGGACCGAAAUGCUUAAAGUUCUGCAGCUAAGUAGGCCAUCAAUCACAUUCGACUCUUUAUUCCUCAGAUUUCAAGAACCCCUCCUCGAAAGAGCUCUCGAUCACCCAAAUCGAGCCAUCUCUGAAGCUACCAUUAACUUUUGGAACUCGACGUACGGUGCACAGAACAGUUUAGAGUUUCCUAAAAGCAUAGUUCCUGUACUGGACAAGCUCACAAGAAAUGGAAAAAUCAACAUUUGCAGUAGAAAUCGCGCAGGAAGAUAUAAGGUGACUAAUGCACUAAACAAAUCUUCGAAAAGAGUCGAGAUUGUGGGCAACUUUUGUGAUGAAAUUUAUUCAGGCGUUAAAAGAAAACGGCUGGAGCUGACCGAACGCCAGAAAGAAGUGAGACGAGCACAACAAGGGCGGUCCAGAGAUUGCAGUGGACAUGGCCCUGGAAUUCGGACCUACACGAGUGUUGAUUUCUCUCAAGGGAUUGAAGAUUUAUCUCAAGGUAAUGAUGAAUCACAAGAAAUCAGGGAACCUUAG
This is a messenger RNA of Striga hermonthica, 3249 nucleotides long. Lineage: Eukaryota; Viridiplantae; Streptophyta; Magnoliopsida; Lamiales; Orobanchaceae. The record is from the annotation of a GenBank genome assembly.